AUGCCGGCGAUGAAAUGGACGAAGCAAAUCUCGCCGUCGCAGGUCCUGAAGAUGAUCCGGGCGGAGAGGGACACCAAGAAGGCGCAGCUCAUCUUCGACUCCGCCACCGGCGAGUACCCUUCAGGCUUCCGCCAUGACCGCCACACAUUUGGCCUGAUGAUCUCCCGGCUCGCGGCCGCGAACCAGCUGCCGCCGGCGGAGGCCCUCCUCUGCCGCAUGAAGGACGAGGGGUGCAGCCCCUCGGAGGAAGCUUUCCUCCCCAUCAUCGCCGCCUACGGCCGGAGUCACCGUCCCCUCGAUGCCCUCCGAGUCUUCCGCAAAAUGGAGCGGGAGUUCUCCUGCUCGCCGUCCCAUCGCUGCUGGGUCACCGUCUUUUCCAUCCUCGUGGAGACGAACCACCUGAAGAUGGCGCACGCCUUCUACAGACGCAUGAAGGAAGACGGAGCUCACAGCUCCACCGCCGCGUACAACGUGCUGGUGAGGGCCUUCUGCAAGAGCGGAGCCACCAUGGGCGCCGCCCUGGAGGUGUUCGGGAAAAUGGGCGAGAGAGGUUGUCCCCCGGAUGCCUACACCUACAGCACCCUGAUUAGCGGACUGUCCAAGUUGGGAAGAAUGGAGGAAGCCAUGGGGAUGUUCAGGGAGAUGGAGGAGAAGGGCUGCCCUCCCACUGUGGUCACCUACAGCUCUCUCAUUCACGGGCUCUGCCGCUGCGGGCGACUAGACGAGGCUGUGGAGAUCUUCUCCGCCAUGAGCUGCAAAGGGGUCGCCCCCAACGUGGUCACCUACAGCUCGCUCAUGGACGGCCUUUGCAAGGGCGGCCGAUCCGCAGAGGCUAUUCCCUUGCUGGAAAAGAUGACCAGCAGUCGACUCCAACCCAACGCAUUCACAUAUAGCACCUUAAUCGACGGACUCUGCAGGGAAGGGCUGCUCCAGGAAGCCAUGGCGACACUCGACAGGAUGACGCUGCACGGGAAGCGCCCAGAUGCUGGGCUCUACGGCAAGCUCAUUACGGGGCUCUGCGGCUGUUGCAGGUUCCAGGAGGCGGCGAACUUCCUCGACGAGAUGGCGCUAUGUGGGGUGGUGCCGAACAGGGUGACAUGGGCUCUGCAAGUGAGAAUCCACAAUGCAGUCGCAAGGGGGCUCUGCGCAGGGGAGGACCCUCGCAGGGCCUCGCAGGUCCACCGGAGGAUGAUGGCUCAGGGGAUCUCCACCGAACCAGAGACUUACAGAAUGCUCGUCGCCUGCCUCUGCAAGAAGGGGGAUUUCUUCAGAGCCGCCGGAGUUGUGGAGGAUAUGGCGGCAGAGGGCUGUGUGCCCGAUGGGAUCAUCUGGGCUGCCAUCGUGGGCGGGCUCUGGGAUCGGACCAAGAUGAGGGAAGCUGUGGAGCUGCUGCAGCACGAGUUGACGACAGAUCCUGGCCCAGUUCAGUUCAGGGGGAAGAUGAGAACUUUCCCAUCAGAUAGUGCAUAG
This is a messenger RNA of Spirodela intermedia, 1470 nucleotides long. NCBI's taxonomy places the organism in Eukaryota, Viridiplantae, Streptophyta, Magnoliopsida, Alismatales, Araceae. The record is from the annotation of a GenBank genome assembly.